This is a messenger RNA of Magallana angulata, 1947 nucleotides long. RefSeq lists its product as uncharacterized. Lineage: Eukaryota; Metazoa; Mollusca; Bivalvia; Ostreida; Ostreidae. The record is from RefSeq and is a predicted model, not a curated record. Gene Ontology annotation, biological process: protein import into nucleus. Gene Ontology annotation, molecular function: nuclear import signal receptor activity; protein binding. Gene Ontology annotation, cellular component: cytoplasm.
UUACAUAUAGUAAACAUGGCAAAUUCGAUGUCGCAAGAAGAUAAAAAAAAACCAUCGGGCUCGUUAUCACUUCUAUUUGGAAGGAAAGAAAGCGGGAUGGAAAGAAAGUCGCAAUACAAGCAUAGAGCCAAAAAUGUGGCGAAAAUAAGGCAGCGACAUAAAGAAGAAGAAUUGGCCAUUCGAAAAGAUAGAAAAGAAAAACUCCUCAGUUCCAAGCGAUUUCGCUUUAUUGAUGGUGAGGAGCUUUCUGAUGAAAUAUCCCAUGAUGAAGUUCUGAGUGCAGCAAGAAGUCUUCAGAAACCAGGACCACAUAGACAAGAGAACUUGAGGACCCUUCGACAGGCAUUCUCUCAAGGAACAGCUUACAUUGACACUUUCUUCAAGGUUGACAACGCCUUGAACCUGCUGGUCGGCAUUUACACUGGGAAUGACUCGGCCCAACAACUUGAGGCUGCCUGGUGCAUAACAAACAUCUCAGCAGGAACUACUGACCACUCACUGGCUAUCUGUAAACAGGUAGCUCCUUACCUGGUCACUUACCUGAGUAGUGGAAUUCCUCAGUUACAGGAUCAGAGUGCCUGGACUCUGGGGAAUUUAGCAGGAGACAGUGCAGAAUGUAGACAACUGCUCCAGGCUCAGGGAAUCAUCCCCCCUCUGGUGCAACUCUUGCAGAGUUCUAAUAAAUCAGUCGUUCAAUCUGCUGCGUUUGCUUUGUCAAAUCUGGCCAAAGAAUCAACAGACAUUUGCAGUGAGAUGAUAAAGGCUUCAGUCAUCCCACAUCUACUUCCUCACCUCUCAUUCUCAUCAGAAAAUGUCAGUGUUUUAGCAGAGGUCUCCUGGGUGUUAACAUACCUUGCUACCAGUGGACUAUUCUUGGAAGAGCUGUCAACUCAAGGGGUGAUAACCAAGAUUGUCAGUCUGUUGGUGUCUCUAUCAGACAUACAGCCUCAUGAACCACAGGUUGUUACCCCAUUGCUUCGUUGUCUUGGAAACAUCUGCAGUGGACCAGACAAAUACACACUGGAAGCAAAACAGAAUGCCGAGUUACUACCCAGUCUUUGUAAAUUUUUGACCUCUGACCUACGACAUGCCCGCAAAGAAACACUGUGGGUUCUCUCAAACAUGACAGGUGAUAUCAAUGUAUGCAAGGAAGUAACUUUUGGUCCUAUUCUAUCCCAUGUUCUGGAGCAGGUGCCUGCUGCAUUUGACAUCAAGUCAGAGGCACUUUACCUUCUAUGCAAUCUGGCCUGUCAUGGCGAGGACAUCUGUACUCAUCUGGUAGAAUCCAAGAUGUUGCAGGUUGUGGUCCCCGUGCUGAAGACUCAUGACGUCGAAGUCUUAAAUCUAGCUCUGGCACUGUGUGAAAUGGCAAUCAGAAUGACCCCAAAUGGAAAAAACAUAUUUGAGAAAGAGUGUGAGGGAAUGGCUAAGCUUGAGGCGUUGGAGUAUCAUAGUAAUGAGGCCAUUAGAACAGCAGCCAACCAUAUCCUGGAUAUGUACUAUGGGGACAAGGAACAAGAGGAGAAAAUGACGUAAACAUUGAAGAAUUAUGAGAGAUUUUAAAAGAUGUUUAUUACAAGUGUGGAGUUUCUCUACUGUCCAGAACCUGUCACUUAAAGUGCAGACAGAGGGCAAUAUGUAAAGUUAGGGCAUGACCCCAUCAUAUUGAAAAAAUGUAGACUUGUGUGCCAUAUAUAUGUAGAUGGAUACAUUUAUUCUAUAUAUGUACAUUUGUAUUUUGUAAGUAUUACAGUUACAUGAAAUGAAUUGUAAUGUUUGAAACAGUGCAAGCUAAAUUGAUCUGUUGCAGGAAUAUUAAUGAAAUGAAGAUACAUUAUUCAUACAUUGGUAUUAAUUGUUUCAAGUGUUUUAGUGAUUUUUAUCAAUUAAUGUAUCCUAAUGAAUUUUAAGUGUUGUUAUCAAUGUCAGAAAUCCUGCACUUUAAAG